AUGAAGUUAUCAACUAGAACAUUUUCAUUAUUAUAUAUUCUUUUAUUGGUACUUAUUCUAACUAGUCAUUGUUGUUUGGCAUCAAUUGAACAGGUGGAUCAAAUACAAGAACAACAUCAACAAACCAAACAGACCGAACAAACUGAACAAACCGAACAGACCGAACAACAGAGAUUAGACAUGUCAGACAACGAAUCAAAGAAGUCAAUCGAUGACAUUAUAAAUUCAAACUUCCAGAGAUAUGUCAAUGAGAAUCCAGUGCAACAGCCUCAAAUCGCUGAUGAUGGCACUCAGCUGACUCCAGUUGGCAACAAACCCUACAAAUGCAAUCACGAUGAACUGAUCGCAAAGAAGAUUGCCAAUCAUUUCCCAAACAACAACAACAACCACAAG
Molecule: messenger RNA, 393 nt
Organism: Acytostelium subglobosum LB1
Lineage: Eukaryota; Evosea; Eumycetozoa; Acytosteliales; Acytosteliaceae
Exons: 1
Source: RefSeq, a predicted model, not a curated record